GUUCCAGGUCAGUCUCAACUACAUAGUGAGACCCUGUCUCAAAACAAACAAACAAAUGAACAUAUAUAACUGUUAAAGAGAGUAUCUCAUUGUCUUAUUCACGUCCCUUUUAUUACUGCUGAGGUUGGACAUCCAUUCUGUAUGAUCUCAUGGUAACUGACCCAUAACCCUAGGAAAACAUAUCUUUUAGUGAACUUGAGGCCCACUGUGACAUUUCCCAGUUAACCCUUUUGGAGCCACGUCUUCAUAGAUCUACGAAUGUUCAGCCUCUUAAAGUCCAUUCAGGAAACUUCUCUCCAUGGAGGAAAUGAUCCAUUAUAAUGAUAAAGCAUCUGUGAGUCUGUGUGUGACUGAUUCUGAGCUCAGCCGUUUAGUCUUGUGUAAUCUUGCAGGAGUUACUUAACUUCCUAAGUUUGUUUCCCUUGACUGUAAAACAAGACAACCUCACAAUAAUUCUCAAAUGAGGAGAUAGGAAUUAUUCAAACUUUUUUCCUCCCUUACUGGGGAUUGAACCCAAGGCUGUUACACUAAACUAAAUCCCCAGCUCUUUUAUCUUUAUUUUGAGACAGGCUCUUGUGAAAUUGUCCAGUUUAGAUGCAAACUUGCAAUCUUCUUGCCUCAGUCUCCCAGAGUGCUGGGUUUACAGGCUUGCACCACCAUGCCUGGCUUUCAAGCUUUUAAUUGGAGGUGGUUACUAUUAAAGAGUGAGAAAUGCUUCCUAAAACAAGAUAGGCCCAAUAGAAAUGCCAAGAAAUGCAUCAUAACACUCUUCGAAGCCAGAACUUUCCAACUCCUGACAGGUUGUACAUUUCGGUCCGUUUUACUAAUAGUGGAAGAACCCAUAGAUGGGUUUUUUUUUUUCUUAGUGGGCUAGAAAACUAGCUUAUGAUGAACCCAGAGUGGCUCAGAAUGCAGGACUCAACAGUGCUUGCUGCCUGCUUGUUCCUGAGAAAGUUUCCUGGAACUGACAGCCUAAAUCUCUCCACUUCUCCCUCCUCCUCACAGGGUGAAUGAACACAUGAGCACUUCUUCACCUAUGUGGUCAUUUCAAGGUCUGGAUCAUUUUAAGGUCACUGAGAGCAAUCUGACUUUCCUUAACACUGUGCUGUAAUACCUGUCUGUGUAGGGCUCUGUAAGAGAUUCUCAUUCCAAGAUUUGUCUUUCUCUGAUCAUUCAGUUCUUUGUCUCAGGGAUUUGUGCAAGUGCAAAUACUUUUUCCUGAUGUUGGCUUCUGUCUGUGGGUCUGCUAGCUGCUCAGUGGGGCUUACCCGGUUGGCUGCCCGAUGGAUGAGCUGCUGGUAGUCAGGAGGCCCCUGACAUCACUCUGCAGUGCUUUCUCUUUCACAUUUUCACGCUUGCUUCUCCAGCUGACAGCUCACGGGGUGGGUGCCGCUUUUGUGGGCACCGCUGGAAAGUGAGGUUCAGCAAUGUCCGAGAUCCUCCGGGAGCUGCUCUGCGUCUCUGAGAAAGCUGCCAACAUCGCCCGGGCAUGCAGGCAGCAGGAAACCCUCUUCCAGCUGCUCAUUGAAGAGAAGAAGGAAGGAGAGAAGAACAAGAAGUUUGCUGUGGAUUUUAAGACCCUGGCUGAUGUGCUGGUGCAGGAAGUUAUAAAACAGACUAUGGAGAACAAGUUUCCAGGCUUGGAAAAAAACAUUUUUGGAGAAGAAUCUAAUGAGUUUACUAAUGAUUUGGGGGAAAAGAUUACCAUACAGCUGUGCUCAACAGAGGAAGAAACCACAGAGCUUCUCAGCAGAGUGCUUGGUGGUAACAGAUCAGCAUCUGAGGCACUGGCCAAGGUUGUUCAUCAGGAUGUUUCCUUCGGAGACCGGGCUCUGGACUCCAUAGACAUCUGCAUUCCACAGGACAUCCUGGGAAUUUGGGUGGAUCCCAUAGAUUCAACCUAUCAGUACAUUAAAGGGCCUGCUGAUGUUAAAGCCAACCAAGGAAUUUUCCCCUGUGGCCUUCAGUGUGUCACCAUUUUAAUCGGUGUCUAUGACUUACAGACAGGGGUGCCCCUGAUGGGAGUCAUCAACCAACCUUUUGUGUCACAAGACCUGAACACACUCAGGUGGAAAGGCGAGUGCUACUGGGGCCUUUCCUACAUGGGGACCAACAUUCAUUCACUAAACCUCACCAUCCCUAUAAACAGUGGUAAAAACCAGCCUGCAAGCGCCAGCUCUGACAGAGAAUCCCCCGACCUUUUCUCUGCUGUCAUUAGUACAAGUGAGAAGGUGACCCUCAAAGCCGCUCUGUCACAGGUGUGUGGAGACAGCAUCUUCCGGGCAGCUGGGGCUGGUUACAAGAGCCUUUGUGUUGUGCAAGGCCUCGUGGACAUUUACAUCUUUUCGGAAGACACCACCUUCAAGUGGGACACCUGUGCUGCUCACGCCAUCCUGAGGGCCAUGGGUGGGGGGAUCGUGGACAUGAAAGAAUGCUUAGAAAAAAAUGCAGGCGCAGGGCUGAUUCCGCCGGAGCUGCUGUACCACAAGGAAAACACAGGAGCCACUGGGGUCGAUCGCUGGGCCAACAAGGGAGGCCUGAUUGCGUACAGGUCCAGAAAGCGGCUGGAGACCUUCCUGAGCCGCCUCCUCCAAAAUCUUGCAUCUUUGGAGUCACAGACGUAGACGGCUCUGACCUCAAUGUACACACACAACUGUUUCCCAUUAUCUCCAUCCUCUGAAGAUAGUGUUGUCCUGUUGGUGGUUCAUGCGCGCCUGCCUCUUUUGAGGAGCAUUUUUCCUUUAUGUGUUCGUAAUGUUAAUUUUGGUUGCUUAGUGACAUUCAUGCAGCAAUUAAGUAUGAUAUUGUUACAGUAAAUAUUGUACUGCUGAUGUUGCUUGAAGCACCUCAAUAAAAUACUGCAGAAGAAAAAUUCUGUUCAAUUGGUACAGCUACUCUAAACAUCGGAGUUAUAGGAGGAAUACCACUGAAAUAUCGGAAAAUACUAAAGGGGUUUAUUUACUGUCCUGAUGGGAAAAUCUGCCUGUGGCAGAAUAUUUAGAACUUUGAAUUUGAAUAAUGUAGCCAAGUUCGAGUGUUUUCAUACUAUUCAUGCUUUGCUCAUAAGAAGGAACACCUGAGCACUGUGGGUUCCCUCCCACCUCUGCAGAGAUGAUGAGGGAGACAGAGCUAAGUAUAUGCCCGGGGGGAGAGAGAGAGAGGUGCAGACACUCCAUUUCUGUCGAAGAGAAUGUAAAGGGGUGAAGAGGUUUUUGUCAUUUUUGCAUAUUUACUACUCUUGCCAAAAAGAUAUAGGGGUAUAACUGUCCCAUACUGAAUGUGCUGAGAGGGGCCCUGGCCACUUUUCCUGGUUUCUUUGACAGGACUGGCAACCUGGGGAUGCAGAGCAGGGGCUCAGACCCUCACCUCUGACUUCUUUCUGCUCUCCAUCCUC
Molecule: messenger RNA, 3394 nt
Organism: Fukomys damarensis (Damara mole-rat)
Lineage: Eukaryota; Metazoa; Chordata; Mammalia; Rodentia; Bathyergidae
Gene: Inpp1
Product: inositol polyphosphate-1-phosphatase
Exons: 5
Coding region: 1428-2624 (398 amino acids)
Biological process (GO): phosphatidylinositol phosphate biosynthetic process
Molecular function (GO): inositol-1,4-bisphosphate 1-phosphatase activity
Source: RefSeq, a predicted model, not a curated record